AUGGGAGACAGCGACAUGUCUUGUGCGAUCAAGAUGAAAUUUGAUGAGUCCAGCAAUGAGUGGGUGACACAGAUCGACUCAGUGCCAGCCAACACUCAGUACAGAUAUUUUGCUGCGGACCCGAACCAUGUUGAGAGUAGCGCUCGGCACAUGACGAGCUACUGGUACCUGGUCCGCGUUCCGGAUGCUAGCCAGAAGGAGGUGGUAUCGGACGACUGUACUCAGCUCAUCCGGUUUCAAGUCUACAAGGGGGCCCAGGAUGUCCGAGUUUGCGGCUCGAUCAAGGAGUUGGGGCACUGGAAAGCGGACCAGGCACUUCGUCUUGAUAAGAAGGGAGACACAAAAUGGGAGGCAGUGGUUCCCAUACCCUCCGAGUCUCUUUUCGACUUUCAAUACAAGUAUGUCGCAGACGGUGUCUUUGAAGAUGGCGGCAACAGAAUCUCUGAUGUUUCCGACGUGGAGCCUCAGCCUGAAGGAAACCGUUGUGUCUCGAACCUGCAAGCUGUCUUCAACGGCCUGCUGGUCAGAUUUCUGAUCUUUCAUCCAAUCGGUGUGAACGAGAGAAUGGUCAUCACCGGAGGACAUCCCGCUUUCGGAAACUGGAACCCGGUGAACCAAUGGUGUCGUAUGGGUCUAGGGAACGAGCGGACGCUGCUGACGGGUGUCCGAGGGAGAUGCUGGGAAGCGACGUUUCCUGCUCCUCCAGAGGAUUACCGAGAAGUUGAGUACAGGUACGUCAUCCUCAAUGAAGAGCAGAACCAGGCAGUGUGGGAGAGCGAGCCGAAUCGCCGAAUUUCCUUCUUUCCGGGUGCCGUCUCUCAGAGCGGCAAGAACGGGGGAUUUCGACGUCGAGAAUUCACACAGUUCGACGGGAACUUCGUUGCAAAGGAGCUUCUCUUCGACUUCAUCCCUCCCUGCUUGUUCAUUGGUCCGUACCCACAAUGUAAAGAUGACGUCGAGCGCAUGAAGGCAGCGGGGGUGACGGGAGUUGUCAACGUUCAGACACAGAAAGACAUCAUGCAGCGGAUGGUAAAUAUGGACUUGAUGCGAGGCUUGUACCAUGAACAAGGCAUUGAGUUUCGACAUGUUCCUAUCGAAGACUUCAAUGGCCAAGACUUGGCAGAACGUGUCAAGUUUGCUGCCAAGGCCACACAUGAGCUUGUCGAGCUUGCAAAGUCGAGGGGGCAGGAGCCUCGGGUCUACAUCCACUGCACGGCCGGGAUGGGACGAGCACCAGCGACAGCUUGCGUCUACCUAGUAUGGAAGCACGGCCAUGACCUCGACUCGGCAAGAGCGCAUGUCAAGAAGCAUCGCCCCAUCGUCGCUCCUAACUACAACGCCAUGAAGCUUGCCUUGCAGCGUGGACUUGACUGA
Molecule: messenger RNA, 1374 nt
Organism: Guillardia theta CCMP2712
Lineage: Eukaryota; Cryptophyceae; Pyrenomonadales; Geminigeraceae
Exons: 19
Coding region: 1-1374 (457 amino acids)
Biological process (GO): starch catabolic process; protein dephosphorylation
Cellular component (GO): chloroplast
Molecular function (GO): protein tyrosine/serine/threonine phosphatase activity; starch binding; carbohydrate phosphatase activity
Source: RefSeq, a predicted model, not a curated record